CAACAACCACGCAGCGAGCAGGCAGCAACAGCACUCGACGCCUCGCAGCAAGCAUUUUUGGAGUCUUGCACCGCUAUUCCUACCCGCAGGCGCCCUGGAUAAGGCGAUCCUAAUGCACACAGACCGCCAUGGCUCCGCUUGAGCAGCAAUGGGUCAAGGUCCAGCAGAAGACCUUCACAAAGUGGCUGAACAGUAAGCUGAAGAACCGAGAUGUCGAAAUCCAGGAUCUCAUUACAGACCUGUCUGACGGCAUCAACCUCAUCCACCUCCUCGAGAUCCUCAGUAACGAAUCGCUCGGCCGUUAUGCCUCCCGACCGAAGCUGCGAGUGCAGAAGUUCGAAAAUGUCAACAAAUCACUGGACUACAUCCGCAGCCGCGGCAUUCAGAUGACCAACAUUGGUGCUGAAGAUGUGGUAGAUGGCAACAGCAAGAUCAUUCUGGGUCUGAUAUGGACCCUGAUUCUGCGCUUCACAAUCAGCGACAUCAACGAAGAGGGUCUGAGUGCGAAGGAGGGCCUGUUACUGUGGUGUCAGCGCAAGACAGCGUGCUACGAUGAGGUCGAAGUGCGCGACUUCUCCACAAGCUGGAACGAUGGCCUGGCCUUUUGCGCCCUUCUGGACAUCCACCGCCCCGACCUGAUCGACUACGAUAGUCUCGACAAGAGUGACCACCGCGGCAACAUGCAGCUUGCUUUCGACAUCGCCUCCAAGGAGAUUGGCAUCCCAGACCUUCUCGAUGUAGAAGACGUUUGCGACGUCGCGAAGCCUGACGAGCGCUCCCUCAUGACGUACAUCGCCUACUGGUUCCACGCUUUCUCCCAAAUGGAGCGAGUCGAAAACGCCGGUCGACGAGUAGAGAAGUUCGUGCAGAACAUGCAGGGUGCAUGGCAGAUGCAGAACGACUUCGAAGAACGCAUGCGGAAACUUCUUGCAGCGAUCGCCGCACAGCGAACGCAAUGGGAGGAGGCCAAGUUCGACGGGACAUACACGGACGCCAGGAAUCAAUCAACCGAGUUCACGGCAUGGAAACGCAAGAGCAAGCGCAAUUGGGUCGCAGAGAAGUCGGAUUUGGCUGGGUUAUUAGGAAACAUAAAGACGAAGCUGGCGACCUAUCGCCUGCGGCCAUACGAUCCUCCAGCAGAGCUGAGCUUGGAGACGUUGGAUGCAGCAUGGGCAGGUCUGAUGAAAGCGGAGCGUGACCGCUCACAAGUCAUCAAUGAAACGAUCCGUGACAUCAAGAACGCUCUCCGCAAGUCGUUUGCAGACAAAGCUAACGACUUCGCUCUCGCACUGAACACACUUGGAACCUCGAUAUCAGCGCUGGAGGGUGAAGUCGAAGACCAACUGGAACACACCAAGGAGAUCAGCAAGUCGCUCGCGCCACUUGACGAGUAUCUGAACCUCAUUGCUUCUAUCGACGAGCAAUGCGCCGAAGCAAAUAUCGAAGAGAACGACUUCACAACAUAUACUUACGAUGAACUCGAGUACGAGCUGAGUCUGGUACGCAACUCAGUCUCGAAGAAACUCGCCUUCUUAGAAAACCAGAUGGUUGCUCGUAACAUGACGAAUCUGACACCGAUACAACUGGAAGAGUUCGAAUCAGUGUUUCGACACUUCGACCGCGACUUGUCGAAUUCGCUGGCCGAACUGGAGUUCUCGGCAGCCCUGGCAAGUCUGGGGCUUGUGUACGACGACGAGGAGAUGCACCAGAAGUUCCGUGAAACGAGCGGUGGCCGUGACUAUGUUACCUUCGAGCAGUUCAUUCGCUUCAUGGUCGAUGAGACGGAGGAUCAAAAUACAGCUGAGCAGGUCUUCGAGUCGUUCAAGGAGGUCGCGGACGGCAAGCCAUACGUUACUGAACUCGAUCUCCGCCACUCUCUCGUCCCUGACGAGGUCAUCGAAGAUCUUAUCUCUACGAUGCCCGAGCACAAAGGACCAGAUAUGCAAGAAGAUCGUGAUCUUCCCAAGUACGAUUACAUCACCUACAUGGAGCGGUACAUGAACGCGAAACGUGAGGAGCAGCAGGUGAACGGUGGAUAGAAUCCCGAGAACCCCUGGCUUAAGCGUUCGAUGACCGACUCUGCUAUGAUCGAACGUUUGAGCGACUCGACUAUGAGUAUGCUGCUCGGAGAAAGAACGGUGUUGACGCCGGUCUUCCUAUGAGCCACAUACAGGACAAAGAAUAGGCAUGACUCUGCGUUGUCAUGAUCAUGGGAAAGGGGAAGGACGCAGUGAAGAGAAGGAACGAAGAUUGUAAGCUUCUGGGACGCAGCUUGAUUGUUUGGAUUUUGCAUAGCGAUGUUAUGGCGUCCAAUUUGGAUAUCUCUACUGUUGGGUGUUUGGGGGCACAAAGGUACCAUGGUCGCGGUCUGAGGCCGCAGGAUCAGGUCGAAGUCACCAAUAGCAACAUAAGUGCAUCUAAU
This is a messenger RNA of Macroventuria anomochaeta, 2422 nucleotides long. RefSeq names its product alpha-actinin-2. The transcript is spliced from 4 exons. Gene Ontology annotation, cellular component: cell junction; cell projection; Z disc. NCBI's taxonomy places the organism in Eukaryota, Fungi, Ascomycota, Dothideomycetes, Pleosporales, Didymellaceae. Gene Ontology annotation, molecular function: actin filament binding; calcium ion binding. The coding region runs from base 129 to 2039 and encodes 636 amino acids. The record is from RefSeq and is a predicted model, not a curated record. Gene Ontology annotation, biological process: actin cytoskeleton organization; muscle cell development.